UCUCAUUCUUCUUCCACUGUCUUCUACUACUACUACUCUCUCUCAUUUUCUUCAUAUACUCUCAUUGUUCUUGAGGGCAUAGCUACAUUCAACUCUAGUCCUUAAGAAUAGGUUGAUUUUCUUGAGAAAGGUUUGAUCUUUUUAGAUGGGCACUGUUGAAACUGGGGUUUCAUCUCCUUUGAGGGAAAGCCCCAAGGUUCAGGGUUCAGAGAAGGAGAAGACUGAACUCAGGGAAGGUCUUGGUGAUUUGGGUAUUGGGAAGGGAGGUUGUGGUGGGGUUCCUGAGAAUGGGGGUGGGUUAUCUAGCUGUGGAGAGCAAAGUUUAGGUGGUGAUGAUGGGGUUGGGGUUGUUGGAGUUGUCAAGAGUAGUGUCGUUGAGACCGAGGUUUCGGUUCUGAAGGAUAAUGGUUGUCAAGUUAAUGCUGAUUCUUCUCAGGUAAUAGGGUUUUCCGCUUUGUUGAAGAUGCAAGAAAGUGCUGCGCUUUCUGGUGGUGGUGCUGAGAAGUUGGAUUCUGCUUGUGUUUCUGGGGGAAGAGUAGCAGAAGCUGCUGUUUUGACUGAGGAUGGUUUGGCUGAGAAAUUGGAUUCUGCUUGUGCUUCUGGGGGAAGAGUAGCAGAAGCUUCUGCUUUGACUGAGGAUGCUUUGGCAAAGGUUGAUGGGGAAGAUGGAAGAGAAGGGAAGACAAGUGAGGAAGGAAAAAAAGAUGAAGAGUGUGAUGGGAAAAUUGUGACCGUAGAGGUUCCAAUAGUAGAGACAGGUGAGAACAUGGAUGUAGCGGAGGAUUUGAGUGAUGAAGGGUAUGGAUUUUCUGUUGGUGAUUUUGUUUGGGGCAAAAUUAAGAGUCAUCCUUGGUGGCCUGGACGGAUUUAUGAUCCGUUUGACGCAUCAGAUGCUGCUUUGAAGCUGCAACAAAAGAAUAGACUCUUGGUGGCUUACUUUGGGGAUGGAACCUUUGCUUGGUGCCAUCCAUCGCAGUUAAAGCCUUUUGAGGAGAACUUCAUUGAUAUGGUGAAACAAAGCAGUUCCAAAGCUUUUGUCAAUGCUGUACAAGAGGCUGUGAGUGAGGUUGGAAGGCUUUUGUAUGUGAAGAUGAGCCAUUCUCUUGUUGCAGAGAAAACUAAGUCUGAAUUGACUCCGCCAUUGGUGAAUAAUUUUGGAAUCAAGAAAGGAGUUCUUGUGCCUGAUGGUGGCAUAGAGAGGCUUUCAGGUUUUCCAAUUGAACCAGCUGAGUUACUUUCCCAAGUGAAACACAUUGCAGAAAUUAUUGCUACUGCUAGUAUCCUGGAGCUGGAAAUGUUAAAGGCACGACUUUCAGUGUUCUAUCUAUCAAGAGGAGGUUUUACAUUGGCUGCUUAUGAGGAUCCCCAGCCGGUUCCUGGACUUGAAGAUAUAACUGACGAUGUAGGUGACAGUAAGAAUGCAGUGGAAGCACCAGUUCAAGGGCCAAUGGAAGAAAUCUACUCUACCUCGCCAUUGAGCCCUAAAAUUGGUGAUUCUUCAGGGCUUUCAGGAAAUAGAUUGAGCCAUAGAAGAAAGCAGAAAAGCAUUGCUGAAAUUAUAGGAGAAGACAAAGAUGAUCAUCCUGAAAAUAUGGAGGGGAAUGCGACAGCUGAAGUGAUCGGUGCAAUUGGGUUAACUGGUAGAAAGAAGAGAAAAGAGAGUGAGGAUUCAAUGGCCUCUAAAUCAGUUCAGAAGAAAAGAAAGUUGCUCCUGAAUACUGAAAAAAAUAUGCCGAGUGAUGAAAAUGGUGACACUGGGGGCAAGAAAAGCAUUAAGAAAGGAAAAUUGUUGCAGUCAAAAGACAAAAAUGAAGAAAAUGAGAAGGAAACUGAUGAAGGGAAGACCAAUGAACAGAAUGAGAAGGGUCCUUUGUCAAGAGAAAGGAAGAAGAGUAAGUACUUGUCCCCUCCCUUCACUACUUCAAUCCGGGGGCUUAAGCAGGUUGCCAGAGAAACAGAAACUCCUGAAAAAUCCAGUGAUAGCUCAAGUUACCAAACACAAGAUGAUGAGAACAAGACUAUUGAUCUGAAGAAAAUUGAAUAUCCUUCAGAGGAUGUUCUCUCUGAAAUCUGGUAUGCAGCUAUUAGUCCACAAAAUCCUAGGGGAAGCACUUCUGAUGAUAAAUUUGACGACUUCAUUUCUGUCUUCAGAAGUUCAUUAUAUCGUGAAGGAUCCUUAUAUGAAGCGUUCAAUGAACUUCGACCUGGAAGUAAGAGGAAGAACCCUGAAUCUGAACUUGGUGUUCUGAGGAAGGAUCAAAAUCUAUCUGAUCAUGAAUCACCUUAUGAUUCUGCACCAGCGAAGAGAAGAAAGGAGACAGCUCCAAGCAUGUCAAGGGGAAAGAGAGCACCUGAAACCGGCAAGAAGGGGAGUGAUGAAAAGGCUCAAUCUGCUGAGAUUUUUGUAUCAUUUUGGCCAGGGUCCACUCUGCCUUCAAGAUCUGAUGUCAUCACAGCGUUUAGCAAGUAUGGAGCUCUGAAUGAAGCAGAAACAAACAUGUUCAAAACUAAUUUCACUGCUCGAGUUUCCUUCCUUAGAGCAAGUGAUGCUGAAGAGGCAUUAAGGCAUGCAGAAAACAAGAACCCUUUUGAAUCUUGUGAGGUCACUUAUGAUAUCCAGUAUCCUUCUGAAGGAUCCAAGUCUUUAGGUCAUGUUGAAAGAUCAAAGUCCAGACAUUUACUAGCCAAGGAGAAAGGUAAGGCUCCAGCUACACCAACUGUUUCACUUUCACAGGCUAAUGAGGCAGCAGAUAAGGUGAACUUGAACUUCAUAAAACAAAAACUUCAAGAUCUGGCUUCGAUGCUUGAAACAGCAGAUGGCACAUCACCUGAUUUCAAGACAAAAGUAGAGAGCGAGGUGAAAGGUCUUUUGGAGGAUGUGAACAAAAUGGUUGAAUCUUCAUCCUGAUUAACAAGUGGUUCUGGUAGUUAUGUAAGUGAUGAGUAAUGAUCAGGGUAGACUUAGUUAUAAUAUGCCAUUUAAUUUUCCUAGUCUUAGUUGAUUGGAAGGUCAUUUUGUCCGGCUGUGUGUGCCUACCUUUAUUUGAGAUCAAAUUACAGCGUAUAGAUAGAGGGGUUAUGAUAUUAGGUUCUGGUCAAGGAUAUGUAACCAUUGCAUGCUGAUAGAGAUCAAUGUCUUUUAUGCGAACAGCUUCUAAGAAUUAAAAAGUAUUUUCUUCAAAUAAUCAUGUGCUAAAUGCUUAUA
Messenger RNA from Lotus japonicus, 3205 nucleotides. Its product is annotated as PWWP domain-containing protein 6-like. Bases 146 to 2908 code for a protein of 920 amino acids. NCBI's taxonomy places the organism in Eukaryota, Viridiplantae, Streptophyta, Magnoliopsida, Fabales, Fabaceae. The record is from RefSeq and is a predicted model, not a curated record. The transcript has 2 exons.